UUACCCUGGUGUGACUUUUUGAUAACUGUGUAAAUCUCUCUAGGACAAGGUGACUUUUAUCAAUAUAUUCGCUGGUAUUUAACACCCCCCCAAUGAAAGACUAAUUAGCUGCUAAUGCGGCUAUCACAAAGAGCUACAAAUGCCAUGAUGAUCUGGAAGAGGCUGCCGAAUCGAGGCAAAGGUAAGAAUCUCUGUAUUAACUAACUAAAUGUAGUAGUGAAUAAAUUGGCUACAUUUCUUUAAAUGGACAAUUGUGUAAACUUUCUUGUGCAAGUUUAUAUGGACACAAUACCUGUUAACAAACGUGUCAGCUUGAAAUGACUUACAGGAACUUGCAGGGAUUUGUAGUUUUGGAUGUCUACUUUGAUGCUAAUCAAUAAAUAUAUUGAUGAAAGUCACCUUGUCCGAUAGAGACUUAUAUGGUUAUAAAAACGUCAUGCCAGGGUAAGCCUACAUGAAACACAGCCCUUAUUUUAAAUGUUUCUAAAAUUCCCUAUGGAAAAAUGAAUGGUGGAAAAAAAAAUUGGAACCAUUUCCUUGUUUGACUGCUAGGUUUUAUGGGUGUUAUCAUACCUCCACUGUGGGGAUCUACGAGACAUACAAUGUUAGUCAUUGGAUGAAGACAUCUACUAUAGGGGGGAGUUUUGUUGAGAUCCCUGAAGCUCUGUAUGAAUAUUAACAUGUAUCACUUGCAGUGCAGUUUAUCUUACAUAUCAGCAUUAAAGAAAAUAAGGUUAAAUUGAUACACACCUUGAUAGGGUAAGUGUUUCAAAACAGCCAUAUCUCCAUGUUACAGUGCUUGUUUAUGGAAAACAGACGACCACCUGUGCUAAUUACUUAACAAGCUUGCUCUGAACACCUGUGUGUAAGUGUAACUUGGGAAGUGUAGUUUCCUUAGAUGGAGGCACCCAUAGUUGAAUGGGUCUGUGCAAAAACUGCUACAGUAAGGGUAUCUUUUUUAUUUUAAUGAUUAUUUCUUCGGAUGAAAGAUAUGGGCCAUAUGUUUCAAAAGCUGCAUCGCAAGCGAUGAUUAUUUAUGAUUCUAGACGUUAAAACACAGCGUCGGGCGACGCUAACAGCUGAGACCUGUAGCGAGAAAGCAGAAUGCCGCAUAGGGUUUUCAAGAAAUACAGGGUAAGUUAAGCCGCCUACACAGUUCUGUACUGAAUGAAAUAUUACCACUACCUUUUUAAAACCAUGUCUAUCUUUAUUUCCCAAACACUAUAAUAUUUUUUUUGUCUUCAUCAUUUUAAGCAUCUUUUAACACCAGUGUGACAGGUUUAACACCUAACAAAACACCUUUAAAAAAAACAACACUUUUAACAUAGGCCAGGCCCUGAUGUUACCUCAUAUCCCAGCCAUAAUGCCUUGUGUUACCCCUGGGAAGAAAACACUUCAAUUUGUUCAGUUUGCCAUUGGCUCAACUUACCCAAAGGCAAGCCCUUGGACUAUAUUAGCCCAAACAGCUAUAAGGAUGUGCUUUCAUGCUAGGUUUAGGGCCUCAUAUUGAAGCUAAUAGAGACUGAGGAAAUGAUGACCUCUUCCUAAAUAUUUGGUCAAAUUAUUAAUUUUGUUUAUGGUUUCCUAAAUUUACCCUUUAGGCUCAAUUUACCCCACUCUCCCCUACAGGGCAUACAGAAAGAGAGUAUACAAGAGAGAGAGAGAGAGAGAGAGAGACUGUAAGUGAGUAUUGAAGAGGCUUUUUAGGUCCAAUCCCUCAGUAAUUGUCACAAGCAGUCAUCUGCAGAUGAUGUUCCUGAGAGCGUCCCUAGCAACCCAGUUACCCUCCGCUCAGUCAAUGGGUUCAGAGCAGCACAGAGUUUAGUUUAGCUAACCUGCCUACACAAAGCUGUUAGAGACUGGUAACACACACUCCCCUCACCAUGGCGAUACUGGGAAGGGAAAGUGUGUCAUCUCGCCACCCCCAACCGUUCCCUCCGCCCCCUCUAUCACUCCACUCUCAUUCCCUCUCUCCUCCCUCCACUCCACCUAGUUGCCCCCUCCUGCUUUAAUUCCUCCAAUCCUCUUUGUAGGACUGACGUCUGCUACAGUCACAAACAGAGCUAAGACAAGACAAGAGAGGAGAGUGGAGGAAAAAGAGUCUGGUAGUCUCAGAAACAAACUGCUCUCUGUCUCUCACACUUCCACUAGCUCAGCUCCCAGGGCUCUCCAAUACUCAGGGGUGGUGCUUUACCCUCACAGCAUCCUCUCCUCGCUCCUUGUUGGGGCUCACCUCACUGCCUGAGGCCGGGGAACAUCCAGGGGACAUCUAGGUGACACUCACUCAGCCUCACCCAGGACCUGGGACUUCAGCUCCAGCUCGGCUCUCUAAAACCGGCUCCUCCUCAAAGGCCUUCUGAGCCUGCAACGUGACCCACCCUUCUUCUGUCUGACUGAGAGAGAGCGAGGGAACUGUCAUUCUAUCUCAGGAACAUCAGGGUUUCCAAUCUCAGGCCUCAACUCCCAUGCACUGUAUCUGCAGAGAAGCUAGAAGACAGGAGAAUACCCUAAAGACAGAGGCCGGAUGAUUUCAAUUUGUCCUACUGAUAUCGUCAUAAGAGAUAAGACACAGCAGUGAGAGUGUGUGUCUGUAUUUCUUAUAACGAGUGUGACACAGACCACUCUCUGUCAGCUGUGUGUUAGAGAAAGAACACACACUGGGGAAGACUUUUUUCUUGUGGCAUUUGAUGUGCAGAUGUGUGUGUGUGUGUGUGUGUGUGUGACAUGUCAGGUGUGUGACUCAUUGUAGUUGUCAGGCAUUGAAUGUGCAUUUGAGACGUGAGUGUGGCCUUAAGUGUGUGAGAGGCUUCGGUUUCCUCUGGAUUUCUCUGGGAUGGAGGGUCAAGGCUACGACCGGUUUGGCGAAGGUGAGCGUGACACCUACCAGAUCGACUACCGCCGUAUUGUUGGUGAUACCGAGCCCGCUAGGCCGCGUCUCUUGCCCCUCGAAGGGGAACACACACACGCCAACACCCAUGGAGCCUACACACACACCAACCCUCACGGCCACGAGACGGCCGCGCAGAGAUACAGCGCCACACGCAUCCAAGCCGGAUAUGAACCUGAGAGCAUGGCUGACUAUCUGAUCAGUGGAGGGACAGGGUACGUGCCUGAAGAUGGACUCACGGCUCAGCAGCUCUUCUCUAUCGGGGACGGACUCACAUACAAUGAUUUCCUGAUUCUUCCUGGUUUCAUAGACUUUAACUCUGAUGACGUGGACCUGACUUCAGCUCUGACCAGGAAGAUCACCCUGAAGACUCCUCUAAUCUCGUCUCCCAUGGAUACAGUCACUGAGUCCUCCAUGGCCAUCGCUAUGGCUCUCAUGGGCGGGAUCGGGAUCAUGCACCAUAACUGUACUCCAGAGUUCCAAGCCAACGAGGUCCGCUUGGUCAAGAAAUUUGAGCAGGGUUUCAUCACAGACCCGGUGGUAAUGAGUCCUCACCACACGGUGGGAGACGUGUUCGAAGCCAAGGUCCGCCACGGCUUCUCUGGCAUCCCCGUCACAGAGACGGGAAAGAUGGGAAGCAAGCUGGUGGGUAUCGUCACCUCCCGAGACAUCGACUUCCUUUCCGAGAAAGACCAUGACAAACCCCUGGAAGAGGCCAUGACAAAGAGGGAAGAUUUAGUGGUUGCACCAGCUGGUGUAACACUGAAAGAAGCCAACGAUAUCCUGCAGCGCAGCAAGAAAGGUAAGCUGCCCAUAGUGAAUGACAGUGAUGAGCUGGUGGCCAUCAUAGCGAGGACAGACCUGAAGAAGAACAGAGACUACCCUCUGGCCUCUAAAGACUCCAGGAAGCAGCUGUUGUGUGGAGCUGCCAUUGGAACCAGAGAGGAGGACAAGUACAGACUGGACCUGCUGAUGCAGGCUGGUGUCGACAUGGUGGUGCUGGACUCCUCCCAGGGGAACUCUGUCUAUCAGAUCAACAUGAUCAACUACAUCAAACAGAAAUACCCUGAACUACAGGUGGUGGGAGGAAACGUGGUGACUGCAGCACAGGCUAAGAAUCUCAUAGAUGCGGGUGUGGAUGCUCUGAGGGUGGGGAUGGGCUGUGGCUCCAUCUGCAUCACCCAGGAAGUGAUGGCAUGUGGGCGUCCCCAGGGUACAUCAGUGUACAAGGUGGCAGAGUAUGCCAGGCGUUUCGGUGUGCCUGUCAUCGCAGAUGGAGGCAUCCAGACCGUUGGACACGUGGUCAAAGCUCUCGCUCUCGGGGCAUCCACAGUGAUGAUGGGGUCAUUGCUCGCGGCUACCACGGAGGCCCCGGGGGAGUAUUUCUUCUCGGACGGCGUGCGACUAAAGAAGUAUCGCGGGAUGGGCUCCCUUGACGCCAUGGAGAAGAACAGCAGCAGCCAGAAACGCUACUUCAGUGAGGGGGACAAGGUGAAGGUGGCUCAGGGUGUGUCAGGGUCGGUCCAGGAUAAAGGCUCCAUCCAUAAAUUUGCCCCCUAUCUCAUUGCUGGCAUACAACAUGGCUGCCAAGACAUCGGAGCCAAGAGCCUCUGCAUACUGCGGUCCAUGAUGUACUCUGGGGAGCUGAAGUUUGAGAAGAGGACCAUGUCAGCUCAGGUUGAGGGGGGAGUACACGGGCUGCACUCUUAUGAGAAGCGGCUAUACUGAGGGAGGAGCGAGAAGAAGCACACGAGCAGCUCCCAGCGUACCCCCACCAGCAGCCACCAGGCACAACAGAUACAUGUGACCUACCUAUGUGACCUACCUACAACCACUACUCAAUUCAACCAUCACAUAACCUUUUGGCUAUACAUAAGACCGCUGACUCCUCUCUUCUCCUCCCACCCACUAUCUCUCUCUUUCUCUGUGUUGUGGAAGAUGCUUUUGAGGGACCAUAAAGUCACCUCUGACUUGAUUGAUGUUACGACAUAAUCUAUGGUCACAUGUACCUGUGUCAUGGCACAGAGCCAUCAGGCUGUAUAAGGUAUGUAGCACAUGUAGAACUGUGAAUACUGUGAACUACUUUACAUACCCUGGAACUCUUUAUACCAGUUUUGGUUGAUCAUGGUCCUAUGUCUCAGAUGUAUUUGAAUGUACAGUAGUGUUGAUGACCAUGUGGAAUAGCCUAGAGGUCUGUUAGUGUUGCUCUACUGUAGAGGACCAAAGCCACAGUAGGCGUUAGCCUUCAAUCAGGGAUAACCACAGCGCCUUAAGACUACACAUGGAGUCUAUACUGUGGAUAGUGCUGGAAUCUGUUUGUUUUUCAUUGGAUUCUCAUCAGUUUGAAGAAAAAAAAAGAAAGAGAACCACCAUUUUUUUUUCGUGUUAAGUUCACUAAGAUUUGGGAUGUGUUUUCAUUCAUGUUAUGUGUGUUUUCUGAUGACAGGGUGAUUGUACAGUGACUUUGGCCUAGUCUGUGGUGUUAAUAAUAUGAUACGAUGGAUUUGAGUGCAUUCGGAAAGUAUUCAGACCCCUUCACUUUCUCCACAUUACGUUGCGUUACAGCCUUAUUCUAAAAUUGAUUAAAUUGUUUUUUCUCCCUCAUCAAUCUACAUGCAAUAGCCCAUAAUGACAAAGCAAAAACAUUUUUUUGUGUGCAAAUGUACAUACAGUUGAAGUUGGAAGUUUACAUGCACCUUAGCCAAAUACAUUUAAACUCAGUUUUUCACAAUUCCUGAUAUUUAAUCCUAGUAAAAAUUCCCUGUCUUAGGUCAGUUAGGAUCACCACCUCAUUUUAAGUAAGUGAAAUGUCAGAAUGAUAGUAGAGUGAUUUAUUUCAGAUUUUAUUUCUUUCAUCACAUUCCCAGUGGGUCAGAAGUUUACAUACUAAUUGAGUGUAUUUGGUAGCAUUACCUUUAAAUUGUUUAACUUGGGUCAAAUGUUUCGGGUAGCUUUCCACAAGCUUCCCCCAAUAAGUUGGGUGAAUUUUGGCCCAUUCCUCCUGAAAGAGCUGGUGUAACUGAGUCAGGUUUGUAGGCCUAAUUGCUCGCACACACUUUUUCAGUUCUGCCCACAAAUUUUCUAUAGGAUUGAGGUCGGGGAUUUGUGAUGGCCACUCCGAUACCUUGACUUUGUUGUCCUUAAGCCAUUUUGUCACAACUUUGGAAGUAUGCUUGGGGUCAUUGUCCAUUUGUAAGACCCAUUUGUGAUCACGCUUUAACUUCCUGACUGAUGUCUUGAGAUGAUGCUUCAAUAUAUCCACAAUUUUCCUCACUCAUGAUGCCAUCUAUUUUGUGAAGUGCACCAGUCCCUCCUGCAACAAAGCACCCCCACAACAUGAGGCUGCCACCCCCGUUCUUCGCGGUUGGGAGGGUGUUCUUUGGCUUUCAAGCCUCCCCCUUUUUCCUCCAAACAUAACGAUGGUCAUUAUGACCAAACAGUUCUAUUUUUGUUUCAUCAGACCAGAGGAUAUUUCUCCAAAAAGUACGAUCUUUGUCCCCAUGUGCAGUUGCAAACCGUAUUCUGUUUUUUUUUUAUGGCGGUUUUGGAGCAGUGGCUUCUUCUUUGCUGAGCUGCCUUUCAGGGUAUGUCAAUAUAGGACUUGUUUUACUGUGGAUAUAUAUACUUUUGUACCUGUUUCCUCCAGCAUCUUCACAAGGUCCUUUGCUGUUGUUCUGGAAUUGAUUUGCACUUUUCGCACCAAAGUACGUUCAUCUCUAGGAGACGUUUCUGUCAUGAGUGGUAUGACGGCUGCGUGGUCGUAUAGUGUUUAUACUUGUGUACUAUUAUUUGUACAGAUGAACGUGGUACCUUCAGGCAUUUGGGGAAAAUAAUUCUGAGGUCUUGGCUGAUUUCUUUUGAUUUUCCCAUGAUGUCAAGCAAAAAGGCACUGAGUUUGAAGAUAUGCCUUGAAAUACAUCCACAGGUACACCUCCAAUUGACUCAAAUGAUGUCAAUUAGCUUAUCAGAAGCUUCUAAAGCCAUGACAUCAUUUUCUGGAAUUUUCCAAGCUGUUUAAAGGCACAGUCAACUUAGUGUAUGUAAACUUCUGACCCACUGGAAUUGUGAUACAGUGAAAUAGUCUGUCUGGUAACAAUUGUUGGAACACUUGGUGUCAUGCACAAAGUAGAUGUUCUAACUGAAUUGCCAAAACUAUAGUUUGUUAACAAGAAAUUUUGUGGAGUGGUUGAAAAAAUGAGUUUUAAUGACUCCAACCUAAGUAUAUGUAAACAUCCGACUUCAACUGUAUAUAAAAAACAUUAUACCUUUACAUAAGUAUUCAGACCCUUUACUCAGUACUUUGAAGCCCCUAUGGCAGCGAUUUCAGCCUUGUCUUUUGCAUGACGCUACAUGCUUGGCACAUCUGUAUUUGGGGGUUUUUCUCAUUCUUCUUUCACUCUCAAGCUCUGUCAGGUUGGAUGGGGAGCGUCGCUGCACAGCUAUUUUCAGAUCUAUCCAGAGAUUUUAGAUUUGGUUCAAGUCCGGGCUCUGGCUGGGCCACUUCUGCGUUGUCUUGGCUGUGCGCUUAGGGUCAUUGUCCUGUUGGAAGGUGAACCUUCACCCCAGUCUGAGGUCCUGAGUGCUCUGGAACAGGUUUUCAUCAAGCAUCUCUCUGUACAUUGCUUGGUUCAUCUUUCCCUUGAUUCUGACUAGUCUCCCAGUCUCUGCCGCUGAAAAACAUCCCCACAGCAUUGUGCUACCACCGUAGGGAUGGUGCCAGGUUUCCUCCAGACAUGCAGCUUGGCAUUCAGGCCAAAUAGUUCAAUCUUGGUUUCAUCAGACAAUAGAAUCUUGUUUGUCAUGGUCUGAGAGUCCUUUAGGUACCUUUUUGGCAAACUCGCUGAGGAGUGUCUUCCGUCUGGAAGCCACUCUACCAUAAAGGCCUGAUAACUAAAGGUAAAGUACAUUUUAAAAAUGGAUGGAGUGCUGCAGAGAUGGUUGUCUUUCUGGAAGGUUCUCCCAACUCCACAGAUUAACUCUGGAGCUCGGAGUCUACUGUGUUCUUGGGGACCUUCAAUGCUGCAGAAUUUUUGUUGGGUAGCCUUCCCCAGAUCUGUGCCUCGACACAAUCGUGUCUCAAAGCUAUAUGAACAAUUAUUUUGACCUCAUUGCUUUGACAUGCACUGUCAACUGUGGGACCUUUUAUAUUGAUAUGUGUGUGGCUUUCCAAAUCAUGUCCAAUCAGUGGUGGAAAAAGUGCCCAACUUUCAUAAUUGAUUAAAAGUAAAGAUACCCUUUUAAAAGAAAAUGACUCAAGUGAAAGUCACCCAGUAGAAUACUACAUGAGUAAAAGUCUAAAAGUAUUUGGUUUGAAAUGUACUUAAGUAUCAAAAGUAUAAAUCAUUAAACAUGUCUUAUAUUAAGCAAACUAGACGACACGAUUUUCCUGUUUUUUAUUUAAUUUAAAUUAACGGAUUGCCAGGAGCACAGUUCAACACUCAGACAUGAUUACAAAUAAAGCAUUUGUGUUAAGUGAGCAGAGGCAGUAGGGAUGACCAGGGAUGGUCUCUUGAUAAGUGCGUGAAUUAAGACACUUUUCCUGUCCUGCUAAACAUUCAAAAUGUAUGGGGUUCUUUUGGGUGUCAGAGAAAAUGUAUGGAGUAAAAAGUACAUUUUCUUUAAGAAUGUAGUGGAGUAAAAGUUGUCAAAAAUAUAAAUAGUCAAGUACAGCUAUCCCAAAAAACUACUUAAGUAGUACUUUUAAAGAUUUUUACUUAAGUACUUUACACCACUGCAAUCAUUUGAAUUUACCACAGGUGGACUCCAAGUUGUAGAAACAUCUCAAGGAUGAUCAAUAGAAAUAGGAUGCACCUGCGCUCAAUUUGGAGUCUCAUAGUAAAUGGUUUAAAUACUUAUAAAAAUAAGGCAUUUCUCUUUAUUUAAAAAAAUACAUUUAGAAAUUUUGCAAAGACCUAUUUUCACUGUCAUUAUGGGGUAUUGUGUAGAUUUGAGGGGAAAAAAUGAAUGUAAUACAUUUUAGAUUAAGGUUGUAACAUAACAAUAUUUGGAAAAAGUCAAAUGGGCUGAAUACUUUCCGAAUGGACUGUACACGUUGGCCACAAUAUAAUACUGUAUACCUAGUCAUAUAUGAUACUGAUGUCUGGUUUCCCAGACACAGGUUAAGCCUAGUCCUGGACUAAAAAGCAUGCUCAAUGGAGAAUCUGUGUUUGGGAAACCAACCUUUUAAAUAUCUUGUUUACCAGGGUGAAUGUACUGCUAAUACCCUGUGGCAGUGAGUGAAGAAAUUAGUUUUUUACUGAUGAAUAGUUUUACUGAUGACACAGAUGAUUUAAUUUCCUCAAUUUCCUUCCUGUAGAAGACGUGCAGCUAGUUUGUAACAGUAUAACUGUCAGUUAAAUUAGUGACCCAUCCGCAAUGACAGAACUUCUCCCAGUUUGUUGUGUUUAAUCUUUGUGUGAAGUGAACAUUAAGUGAUGAAAGUUGCACAAAAGUUGUUUUUGAUUUCUCCAGAGGAUAUACUACAAAUCAGGAUCAAAGCCAGAAAUAAUGGCUGAAUUUCUUGUUCAUUAAGAACUAAACUUUUUAGAUAUGUUUUUGAGUCAAUUAUACCAUGUCAAUUUGUAAAACAUGUAACUAAAUGUUCUGAAAUAACUUACUUAAGUUAGCUGGCUAACUCUUUGAUCAUGCUUUUUAUUUUACACCUCUGUUGAUUUCAACCUCAUACUUUAAUUCCUUAAUGCUGUACCAUGCUAUUGCAUGAACCAGAAUAAAGAAGUUAACUUAAAUAUAA
This is a messenger RNA of Oncorhynchus masou masou (cherry salmon), 9638 nucleotides long. RefSeq names its product inosine-5'-monophosphate dehydrogenase 1b. The record is from RefSeq and is a predicted model, not a curated record. Gene Ontology annotation, cellular component: cytoplasm. Gene Ontology annotation, biological process: GTP biosynthetic process. The coding region runs from base 2834 to 4615 and encodes 593 amino acids. The transcript has 15 exons. Lineage: Eukaryota; Metazoa; Chordata; Actinopteri; Salmoniformes; Salmonidae. Gene Ontology annotation, molecular function: IMP dehydrogenase activity.